This is a messenger RNA of Erpetoichthys calabaricus (reedfish), 1781 nucleotides long. It is a transcript of the gene adad2, whose product is annotated as adenosine deaminase domain containing 2. Gene Ontology annotation, cellular component: cytoplasm; nucleolus. Gene Ontology annotation, biological process: RNA processing; adenosine to inosine editing. The record is from RefSeq and is a predicted model, not a curated record. Gene Ontology annotation, molecular function: double-stranded RNA adenosine deaminase activity; double-stranded RNA binding; tRNA-specific adenosine deaminase activity. NCBI's taxonomy places the organism in Eukaryota, Metazoa, Chordata, Cladistia, Polypteriformes, Polypteridae.
AGUGAGCGCAGUGCCGCCAUUUCGAAGCGUUUGUACGGAAGGUCGUGAGAAUCAAUUAAGGUGGGAAAGGGUGUGGGCCUCUCGAAAAAUAGAGGCAGGCAUUACGAGAACUUUCGAAGAUCGUACCCCGCGGAAGGCCUUUGUGAUUAGGCAAACAAACACUUGGGCUGCGCGAAGUCAAACGGAAGGCAACGAACUUAUCUUUUGACGGGAUGGAAGGUUGUAAUAUUUCUGAGAAGCAGAUGCAACGGUUGGCAUUAUCUCUAACACUGUCUGCAGAAAGUUCCAAACCUCAGGUCUCAGAACCUAUUUGUCACUUGACAUUGGGAGAGAUUGUAGUGAAAUCAAAAAUGACCUCCUCUGUCACCUUAAGACAGUUUACUGAUCCCCAGGCAGAAUCCUUUGAACAGGUUGUUGUGGAAAAUACAACUAAAUCAGAGUGUGCGAUGGGCACCUUGAAAAAGGAUACAACCUCGAGCACCUUUGAGGAACCUUGCAAGGGAAGAGAGGAAAGUGUAAUGCUCAGCUCCAAGAUCACCAUGACCGGAGAGGAUUGCUCUGAGUCACACAAGAAUCGGUGUGCAGCCAACACUAGUGAACAUUUUGACCAGCUUAUCAAGAAUUAUCCUGAAUUUGAAGGCCAUAAGGCUUGUCUGGCCAUGUUCCUUUUGGAAACGGAGAGUUUCAAUGAGUGUGGACAGAAACAAGACUAUUAUCAGUGCAUUGCUUUGGGAACUGGAGAUGCAUGCUGCAGUGAUUGGUUGUCAUACUCUGGAUGCAUUGUUCAUGAUUGUCAUGCCAUUGUCAUUGCUCGACGAGCUUUAAAAAGAUUCCUCUUCAAGCAGCUCUUGCUUUACUAUUGCGGAGAUCCUGAAGUCCAAAAUAAUUCUUUAUUUCACAAGUCUAAUGAUACCUCACUGCUGUGCUUUAAGCCAGGGACCUUCCUCCACUUGUAUACCAACAUAAUUCCACCAUGGACCACCUCAUUGCAUUUUGAAGUAAGAUUGGUUGUAGGCAGGAAUAAUCCCAAGUCUUUGAAGUUGCAGUGUUAUGUCCAUGGCUUACUCAUAAAUGUAAUCAAUCAAAAUCCCAAGAUAUCUGCUUCCCGGAUCUGCUGCAUGUCUGGUUCUGACAAACUAACACGCUGGUCAGUGCUGGGGGUACAGGGGGCACUGCUGAGUCACUUCAUCACACCAUUUUAUAUUACCAGCCUUGUUCUGGGUAGGCCCAUUGAUGAAGCUGCCAUAUCAUUCACUAUAAGUCACAUCUACUUCUUCCCUGGGGGCAAUGUAAUGCAUGAUACCAGUAACUCUGAUGAAAGACUGAGUUUGAAUUGGUGUACUGGGGAUGAAGCGAUUGAGGUUAUAGACAGCACAACUGGAAUGAUUCAUGAAACCUCCCCUCUGAGAAGUGAGAAGCAACAGUUCAGCAGAAUCUGUAAGGCUGCCUUCUUUAGUGUCUUUUGUCAGGUUGCUGCUAAGGUGGGUUCUCUGGAUCUGCUAGACCUCCAUACACACCAUGAAGCCAAGAUGGGAGCCCGUCUCUACCAGCAGGUAAAGCAGAACAUCAAUCAGCAGCUGAUGUUGAAUGGAGCUGGGGUGUGGAAUGCCAAGCACCUGGUUGACCAGUUCAGUUGUGCUAGGGCACGAAAAGUGAAGUAGGUGAUGAGGAAGAACCAGUCUAUCAACUAUGGAUGUGAGAAUACUUGGUUGUGAGAACCAGUAUAACUGAUUUUGUCUUUAUAACAAUAACAAAUAAAGAAUCAGUCUUUGUUCAGCAUC